Molecule: messenger RNA, 822 nt
Organism: Lecanosticta acicola
Lineage: Eukaryota; Fungi; Ascomycota; Dothideomycetes; Mycosphaerellales; Mycosphaerellaceae
Source: the annotation of a GenBank genome assembly
AUGUCGGGCUUCCACGCUCGCCGCGCACCCAACGUGUCGCAAUACCUCCACAACCUCAACCAGAUCCCCGGUCCGCAGGAUCUCCAGCAGGACGACUUCUCCGGCCUCGACAGCAACCUGGAUCUGUUGACCAACACCGACUUCUUCGAUCUCGACGCAUUCCAGCCGCAAUUCGAGGAGGGAAACAAUGCCAAGAAUGGUAAGAAACGUCAUGAUUGCGACGGGAGUGCACGUCGCAUAUGGAAGAGUACUCACGGCUCACUGAAUGGUACAGGAGCACACUUCGGCUUCAACGACUUCCAAUCCUUCCCCGGUACCAACGCGACCUCGCCCAUAAAUGGCACUCCUUCUCCCACCGCCCUCCAAGGCCGCUACCCACCGCAGCCGCAGCACUUCUCUCAGUCUCCACAGUCGCAGCACUUCUCCCAGUCUCCGCAGACUGGUGACAAGCGCAAGGCUUCCGUCGCCAUGCAGAGCGCCGCCGACCUCGAGGAGGCCUCCCGCCUCGCGGCCGAAGAAGACAAGCGUCGUCGAAACACCGCCGCCUCGGCGCGCUUCAGAGUCAAGAAGAAGCAGAGGGAACAGGCGCUCGAGAAGCAGGCCAAGGACAUGUCGGACAAGGUCUCCCUGCUCGAGGGCAAGGUGCAACAGUUGGAGAUGGAGAACAAGUGGUUGAAGGAACUCAUCACCGAAAAGUCGGACGUCAAGACGCUGGAUGCCGCGCUCAACCUCAAGCGCGAGAAGGAGUCGGAGGAGCGGAGUAGCGAGAACCGCACCGACGGCGUCGGUACUGUUGGCAUGGGCGAAGAGGGUGAGGCCUAA